Molecule: messenger RNA, 618 nt
Organism: Telopea speciosissima
Lineage: Eukaryota; Viridiplantae; Streptophyta; Magnoliopsida; Proteales; Proteaceae
Product: stearoyl-[acyl-carrier-protein] 9-desaturase 6, chloroplastic-like
Exons: 1
Coding region: 29-604 (191 amino acids)
Biological process (GO): fatty acid metabolic process
Cellular component (GO): chloroplast stroma
Molecular function (GO): stearoyl-[ACP] desaturase activity
Source: RefSeq, a predicted model, not a curated record
UGUUAUUCAUAUAUGUCUACUUUGUCUAAUGACACACAGUCUAGCAACAGAAAUCACUCCAUACACAGGAAUCGUGUACACAUCAUUCCAAGAACGAGCAACUUUCAUAACACAUGGAAAAACAGCUCAGUUGGCGAAGCAAAAUGGGGAUCCAGUGCUAGCACGUAUAUGUGGCACAAUCGCAGCGGAUGAGAAGCGACAUGAAAAUGCCUAUCAGAAGAUGAUGGAGAAACUAUUAGAGGUGGACCCCACAGAUGCCAUGCUAGGGAUUGGUGACAUGCUGGGUCAGAACAUCAGGAUGCCCGCCCAACUAAUGUACGAUGGCGAGAAUCCGAAUCUCUUCAACCAUUUCUCCAUUGUCACACAGAAACUCGGUGUCUACACCAUCGCAGACUAUGCGGAUAUAUUGGAGUUCCUAAUUGAGCGAUGGAAGUUGGAAAAGCUUGUGGGCCUCAUUGGCAAAGCCCACGAAGCCCAGGAUUUCGUUUGUAGAUUGCCACGCAAGAUUCGGAAGCUACAAGAACGAGUCGAAGAACGGGCCCACAAGAUGAAGCCUCAAACCAUGCACUUUAGCUGGACCUUCAACAAGGAGGUCACUCUAUAGUUCUUAAAUAUGUA